GUUUACAGCAGGCGUCGUGCUGCAGCUGCUCAGACAUGGCUGUGGAUAUAACUCUUCUUUUCAAAGCCAGCGUGAAGACAGUGAAAACCAGAAACAAGGCGAUAGGAGUGGGCUUUGACUCGACCAAAGAUGAAAUUUUCAAGAGGAGCAGACCCAAGAGCGGCUUCUCUCCGAAGGCGAAAGAAGUGAUCACAAACAUCACCAAGCUCAAAGACUUUCUGCUGCAACACAGGAAAGAUUACGUGAGCGCUGGAAGCCUCAUCUCAUCAGAUCUCACCCGUAUGACGGAUAGUGAACGAGAUCAGAUCGACCAGGAUGCUCAGAUCUUCAUGAGGACCUGUUCUGAGGCCAUCAAGCAGCUACGCAAUGAAGCUGAGAAGCAGGUGACAUCAGCCCAGAUAAAGGAGCACAGGGGGGCAGUGCUGGACCUCAUUGAAAUGUAUCUAAGAGGAGUGUGUAAGAUUUAUUCUGAGCAGAGAGCAAUUAGAGUCAAGAGAAUGGUGGACAAGAAGAGACUGUCAAGACUGGGAUCAGAGCACCACGGUCGGGCGGGGAAAACGGUAGAAGUGGAGCCCACUGAGGAAAAGACUGUCAAGGAGGAAAGUUCUGAAAAGAAUGUGUCAGAGGUCCUGGACAACAGUGUCAACCUGUGGGAGGAGGGCCGAUUGGAGGAUGAGCUCUCUCCUGAGGAGAUCCAGAUGUUUGAGCAGGAAAACCAGAGGCUGGUCAGUGAAAUGAACAACCUGGUGGAUGAAGUGAGGCAAAUUGAGGGGAAGGUGGUGGAGAUCUCACGACUCCAGGAGAUCUUCGCUGAGAAAGUUCUUCAGCAAGAAACAGAGAUUGACAGCAUUCAUCAGCUGGUUGUCGGUGCUACAGAGAACGUUAAAGAAGGCAAUGAGGAUAUUCGAGAGGCAAUCAAAAACAACGCUGGCUUCCGGGUGUGGAUCCUUUUCUUCCUGGUCAUGUGCUCUUUCUCACUCCUCUUCCUGGACUGGUAUGACAGCUAACACAACUGCCGCGGUGGAUUCUAACUAUAUGACAGUGAACCGUCUGGCUCUGGCACAUAUUGGUUUAUAUGUAAAGACAACAACACUGAGACUGAAUGUACAGUUCACCACCUGGAUCUGAGGAUGAAAUGACAAUUCUUCAAAGUCUCUGUUCUUCAUGGAGAUUCUGGGUUCGAGUGGAGAUGGCAGUUUGGCCUUCCCUGAUCUUAACUGUCUUACUAAUCUGUUUCCAGUGCUUUUAGGAUUGCAGCUUCUACAUUAGAAAAAGCAUUUGUAUGGAGGUGGCGUGGUGAUAAUUGGAAUGUCAGUCUUUCUCUAUCACUGAAAGGAUUGAUAAUGGUUGAUUGGCAAUAACGGUGGUUGUCUGACUGAAAAAUCCUCAUUUGGAACAGCCUUUAAUGCACUAGAGGGUUCUGUGUAGACUUGCAUUGCACUGACUUUGCAGUCUCGUGUAUUUAAAUAUAAUAUAAACUUGUGUCCCUCAAAGAUUCAUAAAUUAUACUUCACUGUCAAACUUUGAGAAUAUUUUCUUUCCAGGAAACUGAGUGGCAGAACUUGGUAUUUGUUUUAUGUAUCACAGCAUAACUACUUGCACACCCCUCACAUCCUAGUAAAACUAAGCCAUACUUUAAAUUA
This is a messenger RNA of Scomber scombrus (Atlantic mackerel), 1643 nucleotides long. It is a transcript of the gene stx18, whose product is annotated as syntaxin 18. Gene Ontology annotation, biological process: retrograde vesicle-mediated transport, Golgi to endoplasmic reticulum; intracellular protein transport. The record is from RefSeq and is a predicted model, not a curated record. The transcript has 11 exons. Gene Ontology annotation, molecular function: SNAP receptor activity. Bases 36 to 1007 code for a protein of 323 amino acids. Lineage: Eukaryota; Metazoa; Chordata; Actinopteri; Scombriformes; Scombridae. Gene Ontology annotation, cellular component: membrane; SNARE complex; endoplasmic reticulum.